CCCGACAGGCUCCGCGUGCUUUACGCGCCAGCUUUGGCCUUAGCCAGCGAGUGGCAGAGUCGCGGCAGAGGAUGGAGAGCAGCGAUGAAGCGGCCGUGGAGAAAUGCCGAAUCCACUUGCGCCCCGGCACGCUGCGCGACGCACCUCCCGCCACGUUGCACCUUCUGCCCUGCGAGGUUCUGGUUAGCCGGCCUGCCCCCGUGGGGCGCUUCUUCACCCCAGCCAUCCGCCAGGGUCCCGACGGACUGGAAGUGUCGUUUCGGGGCCGCAAACUACGCGGCGAGGAGGUGGUGGUGCCGCCCGGGCUCGCGGGCUACGUGAUGGAAGAAAAGGGAGAGGGGUUGGUGGGGAAGGGCUUCUCGGAGGGUUCGUCGAAUGACAACGAGCAAGAGCAGCAGGAGCUGGUGGAACCCCCAGAGGCGCUGGAGCGGGACUUUGACCGGUUCAUUGGAGCCACCGCUAGUUUCAGUGGCUUCACGCUGUGGGGCCUGGAGACCAUCCCCGGUCCGGAUGCCAAAGUGCGCGGGGCCCUAACCUGGCCCAGUCUCGCUGCCGCGGUGAGUAGAUGGAUGUGCCCUCUUCCAGGCCCCGUCCGUUCCUCUCUGACUUCAAGCUUAUUGCCUAGGUUAUCCAGAAUCUUGCCCCGGCAGUGGAUUUGGGGCUGCGGGGCGGGGGAGCACAAUGGGGCAGGUGGAGCCUGGGUCUGAAUGGAGGACUGGGCUGAUCAGGGGCAGCGUGGCUUCCCCACCUAACCUCUGACCUGUCUAGAAGGGGCUGUCAUUCUGAGUAGCUGGGUCCCUCCCAGAGUAGGUGGGCCGCCCAGUCACGACAUGUCAAAAAUCCAGUGGUAGAGGUGACUCCU
Prionailurus viverrinus (fishing cat) is the source of this 862-nucleotide messenger RNA. RefSeq names its product ribonuclease H2 subunit C (gene RNASEH2C). Bases 72 to 707 code for a protein of 211 amino acids. The record is from RefSeq and is a predicted model, not a curated record. Gene Ontology annotation, cellular component: ribonuclease H2 complex. The transcript is spliced from 3 exons. Lineage: Eukaryota; Metazoa; Chordata; Mammalia; Carnivora; Felidae. Gene Ontology annotation, biological process: RNA catabolic process.